AUGAAGCCCUGCACCAGCGUAGGUUCCCACGUCUCUCAGCCGCGCCACGUGCAGUUUACGUGUAGGCUGCGGAGUCGACCGUCCCAUCCCUCUUUUGCUCUCUUUCUCUCCUCCGAUCUCGCUUCUCCGUCAGAAUCUCUAUCUUCCUUGUCUUCUCCCUGGCCUUCCUCGCGGAACCUCUCGCCGUGCUCUUCGUCGCGCCCUUCGUCCUCUUCCUCGGUUCCGCCCUGGGUGCCCCCGUUUGCUUCACUUUCUUCUUUCACAGCCAGAUUCCGAACGUCAUGCAGGCCUUCGGAAAACUCCAAUGGCAUCAUCGCUGGCCCUCCUGCUUCGUUAUCUGUGUCUUCAUCGCUCGUGCCAGCCCUCCCUUCUUCUCUUCCUUCUUCUCUUCGUUCUUCCCUCCCUUCUUCUCUUCCGUCUCUCUGGAGUCCGUCAUUUCGUUCUUUUCCCCUUUGUUCUACCUUCACAGUAUCCCCGUGCGCUUCUCCCAGGCAGCCUAAGAUAUCUCUCAGUGCGGCUCCACCCCUGUUGUCUUCGUCUCCGCUUCGUUUCGCGCCUCGCUCUGCCGCCUCCUUGUCUUCUCUUUCCGGCUCUGCGUUCUCCACGACAGCUCCGGGCCUUUCUUCCAACAGUUCCGAGGCCAAAAGUGAGGAGGAUCCUGCUGUCGCUCUGCCGCCGGCAACCCCAAGCUCGGCCAGAGAAGCCGCGGAAGAUCCGCCCACGGCUAGUCGCCCAGGGAGGGAGACUUCGGAGCUCGAAGCUCCCGACGAAACGCCGGAAUUACCCCUCGGGGAGGCGGCAGAGGGCAAAACGGAAGACAUCCUUGCGGUGGCCUGGCAAAGCGUCACGCAGGGGAAUCGUUUGAGCGAGGCACAGCGGCGACUCUGUGCCGCUGAAGUUGCCAGAAGAACGGAAGAAAUCACCCGCUGCUUCGCUUCGGUCUUGGAGGCGCCUGGCGACGAAACAGUUCAGGGAGUAGUCGGCUGCGGGGAAGAUGGAGAAGAGAGAGAGGAAGGCGAAGGAGCGCGCGCUCCAGUGCGAGAGACAGAAAAGAAGGAAGUACACAGAGCGAUGCAGGAUUUGGCGUCGUUUUUCUUCUUGUGCUCGGCGCUAAAACUGACUUCCCUGGAGCUCCGCGAGAGUCUCUUCGUCGCUGCGUCUCACGCUGCUUCUGUCGCGCGCCUCUCUUCGCCUUCCCCGUCUUCGACUGACAUUGCGGGCUCCUCCAGAGGGCGGCAGAAGGACACUGCCGCGAAGCCUCAGGAGGAAGCGCGCCCUGCUGUCGCUCCCUCUUCUCCUUCGUCUUCUCCUCCUUCUCUGUCUUCUUCUUCUCCUUCUUCUCCUCUUUCUUCUUCUCCUUCUUCUGGUCCGAGGUUCUCGCCGCCUAAAUGGGCCGCGCAAGCUGAAGACGUCGCCCUGCUGCUGAGAUGUAUCGGGAGCGAAGGGCGCGGAGGCACGCACACUGUUCAUUUGCUGGGGGGACCAGUCGAGCAGUCAGAGGCGCCUGGGCACCGUCCUGAAAUGAACGAAAAGGAGAUAAUCGAGGCGCUGGUCGAGGCGCUGCUCGGAUGGACGCGCGCCUCCAUGAUGACCGCCGCCGCCCUGACGAAUGCUCUGCAAGGCUACGCGUGGAAUGCUGCACGACGAGGUUGCUCCCCGGUGGACCCUCGGAAGGCGGGCGUUUUUCUGCGGCCUCUCGAGCGCGGCGGAUCUCACUUCUUCUCCCCGCAGCAGCUUGCGGAGAUCCUGGAGGCGCUGCUGCUUCUCAACUGCAGAACGUUUCCAAGGAUCCGAGAUGUUGUUGAAGCUAUCACCGCCGAGCUGUUGCGCACGAAUCGAAGCUCGGCCACUGUGUCGCCGCUCAAGAGGAACUCGUCGACCAGCGCCGGCGCUUUGGAGAGGGGCAACGUCUCCCUCCUGGCGUCUUGUUCUCUUGCCCCCCAGCAACUCGCUCUCUGGCUCGUCGUGCUUGCAAAGUAUCGCGUCGAAAACGACGAGGCGUUCGAAGUCAUGGCUGAGAUUCUUCAACAGCCCGACGUCGUUCGGAAACACUUGUCUCCGUCCCUCACGGCGGGCCUCGCGUAUGCAUUCGGAAAAUUCCUCGGCGGACGGCAGCAGGUCUGCCUGGAGACUCUCGGGAUCGGCGCGAGGCAGAAGCUCCAUCUGUUUUCUCUUGGGGAUUUGAGUCAGCUCCUCGUCUCCCUGACUCGGGCAGGCAUCGCCGACCGAGUUCUCUUCGCCCGCAGCGCCGUGCUCGUCAGAAGAUCUCUCACCCUUCAGCCUCCCUCGUCUUCUCCGUCUUCACCUGACCCUGCGGGAUCGACUGCUUCUUCGCCUUUCCUCUUUGGCUGCUCAGAUGCCUCACCCGAACAGGUGGUGAAUCUCUGCGUCACGUUCGCGAGACAAAAGCAGGGCGAUGACAGACUCUUCGAAGGCCUAGCAGCGCUCCUGCUGGCGCCCCCUCCCCCGUGGCUGAUUUCCACCCUAGUGAAGGAAACACCGCACGUCACCCUCCCGGAGACGCGGCUCGAAUGCCUCACUGCGGAGGACCUGAUUUCUGUCGUUGUUGCAUUUGCCCAGAUUCGCAAGAUCCAAAAACCACUCUUUGAGGCUCACGCCAAGGUCGGAUACCGUUCAAUAGAUCUACAUCACUGUCUUCUUCUGUCGCUGGCAAUGAGGAUUUCCGCUCUGCCUACGCGGCUCUCCGUCGCCGAAUUGCUUCAGCUCGUCGAGGCGGCCGAUUCUCUGGGACUCAUGCUUCCUCCCCGCCUCGGCGAGUUUGUUAACAAGGAACUUCCCCCCGAGUACACGCCGACAUUCUUUCACGGGUAUGAAGAGCGAUAUUAA
Neospora caninum is the source of this 2847-nucleotide messenger RNA. RefSeq lists its product as hypothetical. The transcript is spliced from 13 exons. Lineage: Eukaryota; Apicomplexa; Conoidasida; Eucoccidiorida; Sarcocystidae. The record is from RefSeq and is a predicted model, not a curated record. The coding region runs from base 1 to 2847 and encodes 948 amino acids.